AGUUUUUUUCUUUAAAUUUUUAACUCAAUUCGUAGGCAAUUUUUGUUAUAAGCAGUUUCGAACAAACUUUAACAAAUUUUUUUUUAUUUGUGAAUUUUCUACGUAAUUCAAAGGUAUUUUUAAUACAUAUUUUACACAUCAUUAUUAAUACGAUUUUGGAGGUUGUAGAACACUUAAAUUACUUUAAAAAAUGAAAAAUAAUGAUAUCAUUCGAUUUCAAGAUAUUUUUUAUAUUUUAAAAAUAAUUUAUUAUAUCCCGGGAUCCCGGGAAACAGUUCACUUUUAUCCCGGAAUCCCGGGACAAGCAAAAGACCGGGAAAUAAGAAACCCUAGUAUAGAACAAGCAGGAAAUAAGACCGCGGGCGAAAAUGAUGUAAGACCCCAGCCUCGUUAUAACCUGCAAGGGGGGAGGAUUGAUUAUCACAAGUUGCACCUGAAAGAAUGUGAUCAUAUGUGGUUCUCUUCGUAACAACCAUAUCCUUUGAUUUGUCCGCCCUAGUGAGCACUAUGUUAUUGUCUUUAAGCCAGUUCUGGGUUUUUCUAAUAUACGACCAUAUAGGAUCUUUGUCUCUUUUACGUUCCCCAUGCUUGAUUUUCAGUGCGAAACCCAGAACUAGCUUAAAGACAAUAACAUAGUGCUCACUAGGGCGGACAAAUCAAAGGAUAUGGUUGUUAUGAAGAGAACCACAUACGAUCACAUUCUUUCAGCAUACAUUAAAGAUACCUGCUGUACUAUUGCAUCCCCCAACGCCAAGGGAAAACUGCAAGCAAGAGUCAAGAGGUUCACUCCUUUAGCCAAAGAACUAGGCAUCAAGAAUGUAAUUGUACAAUCCCUGUCGACUCCAAGGCUUUUUGGAUUUGCUAAAACCCAUAAAAAGAACAAAGAUAUAAGACCAGUCGUCGAUAAAGCAUAUGCUCUUACAAUAUUACUAGAAAAAUGGGUACACAAUUUUGUUCAGCAACAUGCCCCUAACAAUCCAUACAGUGUCAAGCAACCGUUAGAGGUUUUAAACAAAAUGGCUGAUAUUAACUCAAAGGAAGUUAAAUAUUUGACUGUGUUAGACUACAAAGCCUUACAUCCAUCCAUUAAACUGGAACCAUGUUUUUGUCAUCUAAGGGAUAUACUACUUAGCAAGAUCCCUUCUCCAGGAAGGAAAUGAAAAUACAUCUUAGAAUUGGCACACCUUACCAUUUUCUCUGCACUAUUUAGUUUCAAAGGUGUUACCUAUACACAACAAAAAGGGGUAGCUAUGGGCAGAACCCUUGCAGGUACGCUAUGUGAAAUGAUACUAGCAAUGCUAGAAAACGCACUGUUGCCGAAGUAUGAGGCACAAAUGAUAAUGUAUGUUCGAUACGUAGACGAUGUACUUAUAUUCUGGAACGCUAAACCCAACAUACAGAGUUUUAUAAAGGAUAUAAAUGACAAUAGAUUCGGUCUUGAGAUAGAGUUAGAGCAAGAAAACGAUAAGACCAUACAUUUCUUAGAUCUGUAUAUACAAAUUAACAGCUCAGGAGGGUUCACUACUAAAGUCUACAGAAAGCCCUCAUAUAACCCUAUAUUUAUUCCUUGGAUCUCUCAAGAUCCUCCAGCAUAUAAAAUGGCAGUGUUCCGAGCCUUAAUCGCAAGAGUUUAUUUGCAUUGUAGCAAUACAAAAGAUAGAACGGAUGAACUGAAUUAUAUAUAUAACUUAGCCAGAAAGUACAGGAUUAAUGUUAAUGCUAUUAUCAGCAAGAGCAUAAAGCGCCUUAAGAAGAGAAGUUUACCUAAUAAUGAAGGAAUUAUAAUAAUGGAUUAUAACGCAUCGCUGACUAAUAUCUUUCAACGCAUCGGAAAAGCCAAGAACAAAAGAAUCCUAUAUAAAAGAACCCCCACCACUUACCAGCUAUUGCGAUCCGAUAAGGAUGAAGUGGACAGAAACACACUCCCCGGUGUCUAUAAAAUCCCAGUUACAGACUCACGACGACAUAAUAAAUUAAUGUAUAUAGGAGCCACAGGAAGAUGUAUCAAGGACAGGUUAGCAGAACAUCAAGGAAAUAUAAGAAAGGAACAACCGUGCACAGCGCUGGCCACAUAUGUUUUAGCAGAUCCGCAAGACGUCAAAGUCGAAUGGGACCAAGCAAGACUACUGCAGGUAGUUCGAGACCGUAAACACCGGCAUUACACGGAAGCAUGGCAGAUUUGUAAAGCAAACCAUAAAGGCCUUGCAAUCAACUUUUGAGAAUCGGCAAAAUUAUCGGCAGCAUGGUCCUCAAGCUUAAUAUAAAGCCUUAAUAAUCAAAGAUUACUAUGAUACUAUGCAUCUUUAUAUUCUAAGCUAUGUAUUUAUCCGCGUUGAUCAGAGGUGGUAACCCUAUGUAUCAGGUCAGUCCAUAAGUUCGUGCGCAUUUUUAUCUACAAAAAAA
This is a messenger RNA of Centruroides sculpturatus (bark scorpion), 2403 nucleotides long. RefSeq lists its product as uncharacterized. The transcript has a single exon. The coding region runs from base 1251 to 2219 and encodes 322 amino acids. The record is from RefSeq and is a predicted model, not a curated record. NCBI's taxonomy places the organism in Eukaryota, Metazoa, Arthropoda, Arachnida, Scorpiones, Buthidae.